Messenger RNA from Sclerotinia sclerotiorum 1980 UF-70, 183 nucleotides. RefSeq lists its product with no specific name. The coding region runs from base 1 to 183 and encodes 60 amino acids. The transcript is spliced from 2 exons. Lineage: Eukaryota; Fungi; Ascomycota; Leotiomycetes; Helotiales; Sclerotiniaceae. The record is from RefSeq and is a predicted model, not a curated record.
AUGAACUACCGCGCUCCCAACAAGUCAUCAAGCGCUCCCACCAGAGAAAAGGGGAGAGAUAGAAGGAGAGAUAGGAAGAGAGACAGGAAGAGAGACAGGAAGAGAGACAGGAAGAGAGACAGGAAGAGAGACAGGAAGAGAGACAGGAAGAGAGACAGGAAGAGAGACAGGAAGAGAGAGUAA